AUGUUCAGACUUCUUACGCCAAACUCCCAGGGUCUCCGUAAUGUGUUGCUCCGUAACGUCAACAAAAAUCAUACUGGUCUCAAGCUUGCCGGUCCUAACGGUACCGUUGAUCUCCAGAAGGAUUAUCAGAUCAGAAACAACUCCACGCUAAAGAGCCAGGAUGCGUUUGUGAAACAGAAAAACUAUGUCCUCGCGGACCAGACCGCCAUUGGUGACGCCAACACUUUUGACCAGCUCCUCAGAUCUGCCAGACACCACAGAAAACAACGCUCAAAGGUCAAUGAGCCUUUGACCAGAACCAUCCAGUCCUUGUCAGAUAUGUUCAAAGAUGACAGUAUCAAGGAACACUUGUCGUCGCUGAACAUCGGCCAAUAUGCUUCGCUCUUGAACGAUGCUGUGUUCCGCAACCGUUUCUCUCGUCUUUCCAGCCACAGUAAUAGAGACUCUGACUCCUACAACAGCAACAACGUCAACAACGACAUCAUGCUCAAAGAGGCCAUCUUGAACUUGAUGGACAAUGUCAGUUCAGGUCAGAUUAAGGGCGCUAUUGACCCAGAGACCGUCAAGAACUUGCUUCUUUCCAUGUGUCAAUACAAGGCCUGGCCUGAGAUCGUCAACUUCUGGGAAAACGGUGUCAACGACGAGAACUUGAGUCAACUCUUCCUUAGUGAAAAGAUCUUGGCUGCUGUGUUACCCGUCGCUUUCGACGAGCAAAGAUACUCUUAUGAUCAAAUCAUUAAGUUGUACGACACAAACGUCAAAGACAAGAACAAUGUAGACCCAGACCUUGUGGUGUCCAUUGGUAAGAUUGCGCUUAAGAGCGAGGAUUACACUCGUGCUUUGGAUGCCAUGGAGAGCUUGUUAAAAGUGUACGAGGCUGACCCCACCAGUCUCCGCGUCUUAAAGAACCUAAGCGAAUUGCAUCUCUCAUUCAUUGGUUUCAGUAAGGACUUGAAUAUCGCCACUCACUUCUUCAACAAGGUUAUCGAGCAUGAGUUGCCUUAUGAGGCUCCACUUAAGGCGCCUCAUGUUGCAUCUCUCCUAGAAAACCUCAUGGCCAACAACGAGAGCUACGAGACCAUCUACGAUGUCUGGAGAAAGACUGCGGAUUUCUACACCAAGGAUAAGUUCCAGCAAUCCGCCAUUAACUCCAGAUACUCCAUCUUGAACAAUAAAUUCUUGUCGAUCUUCUUCCAGCUUCAUCCAUCCUUGACAGAGGAAUCGCACUCUGAAUUGAAAAAGCUCAUCGCCACUUACUCUAAUGUCAAAGACAUUGACGAAUAUUUCUUGAAUACCUUGAUUUCCAAUUACAGUUGGGGAGACAAGACUGUCUUCUUGCAGUUGUUAGAACUCUACCAGAUCCACGACAUCGCAAGCACCCCUGUUUCCAACCGUAUUGUAUUGAAAAAGAUGGGUGACAUCUCGGACUUCACUGUGCGUGACAUCAUCGACCGUUGGAACCGCUCUUUGGGCCACCUUGACCAGGCUGGCUACAGAUACAUUCCUAUUGCUGACUGGGCUGCCUUGCGUGACUGCACGAUCUUGUCGCGGUUCGGUAAAGAAAGAACAGACGUUUACAUGGCAAUUUUGGCAGCUUACAAGGACUUUCACCAGGACGGAAAGGCCGUGACCAGAUUCGUCAAGACUUGGCUGCACAGCCCCUUGGCUAACACGGUCGCACGGAUGGUAUCUGAGCCCGAGAGCAACUUUGUUUGUGAAGAGAGCAUCAGCAUUCCUGAAUUCAAAAAGUUGAAGAAAAACGUCAACUACAAGAAACUUGCCAAGGAGUUGAAUUAA
This is a messenger RNA of Australozyma saopauloensis, 1797 nucleotides long. RefSeq lists its product as uncharacterized. The record is from RefSeq and is a predicted model, not a curated record. Bases 1 to 1797 code for a protein of 598 amino acids. Lineage: Eukaryota; Fungi; Ascomycota; Pichiomycetes; Serinales; Metschnikowiaceae. The transcript has a single exon.